Molecule: messenger RNA, 4799 nt
Organism: Rattus rattus (black rat)
Lineage: Eukaryota; Metazoa; Chordata; Mammalia; Rodentia; Muridae
Gene: Hps5
Product: HPS5 biogenesis of lysosomal organelles complex 2 subunit 2
Exons: 23
Coding region: 430-3810 (1126 amino acids)
Biological process (GO): developmental pigmentation
Cellular component (GO): cytoplasm
Molecular function (GO): protein binding
Source: RefSeq, a predicted model, not a curated record
CGCGGGGAGGGGCGUGACCGUCACGUGACAAGGAAGUGCCGUUAACAGCGCUUUCCCGAUUCCUGGCGCCUCUGGAUGACGUCAUCAAGGGAGGGCGGAGCGAUAGUGUGUCUGAAGUUCAGGUUCCGCUGUCAAGGCAUGUUGAGAGUCUGUGGAGGCUGCUAAGGAAAGCGAUCACUAGUCAGUUUGCGGUUCUAUGAUCCUGGCUUGGAAAAUCUGCUUCCUGGACUUCUCCAGAGCGACAGCUGCGGUUUACAGUUAGGGCGGUUUAAAAGUUAGUUGUGAAUGACAGGAGCUUCUUGUGGUAAGGGACUUGUUCUGCUCUUUCUUCAUCUCCAGCAGAACCUCCAGGGCCUAAAACACGGCUUUUUUUCUUUUCAGAGAGAAAUCCUGUGCCUAUUACAGAACAAUCUUCCUCUUUCUGGCUAAAUGACUUCUGUGCCCGUGAUACCAGAAGCCUACAGCCAUGUUCUUGCAGAGUUUGAGUCCUUGGACCCGUUACUCACAGCCCUGCGGCUGGACUCCAGUCGUCUGAAGUGUUCCAGCAUAGCUGUGUCUCGGAAAUGGCUGGCCUUAGGCAGCACAGGAGGAGGACUCAAUCUCAUUCAGAAAGAUGGCUGGAAGCAAAGGCUGUUUCUCUCCCACCGGGAAGGGGCGAUCUCUCAGAUUGCCUGCUGCUCUCAUGAUGAUGAUUAUGUUGCCGUGGCUACCAGUCAAGGUCUUGUAGUUGUUUGGGAAUUAAAUCAAGAGCGUCGUGGGAAACCAGAGCGAAUCCAUGUGUCCUCAGAACACAAAGGCCGAAAAGUUACCGCCCUUUGUUGGGACACAGCUGUCCUGAGAGUCUUUGUAGGUGAUCACGUGGGCAAAGUUUCCGCCAUCAGACUCAACACUUUGAAACAAGCAAAGGCAGCUGCGGCCUUUGUGAUGUUUCCUGUCCAGACAAUAAUAACAGUCGACUCCUGUGUCGUCCAGUUAGAUUAUUUGGAUGGAAGAUUACUUGUGUCUUCACUGACUCGAACCUUCUUGUGCGACACUGAGAGGGAAAAGUUUUGGAAGAUUGGAAAUAAGGAAAGAGAAGGAGAGUUUGGGGCGUGUUUCUUCCCUGGAAGGAGUGCUGGGAGCCAGCAGCCUCUGAUCUACUGUGCCCGUCCAGGCUCCAGGAUGUGGGAAGUGAGCUUUGAUGGGGAAGUGCUCAGUACACACCAGUUCAAGAAGCUCCUCUCAAUGCCGCCCCUUCCUGUCAUCGCUGCAAGCUCGGAGCCUCAGUAUGAUCACGCAGUUGGGUCCUCCCAGUCUUUGUCGUUCCCCAAACUCUUGCAUUUUAGUGAACACUGUGUGCUGACUUGGACAGAAAAGGGAAUUUAUAUUUUCAUUCCUCAGAAUGUUCAAGUUCUUCUUUGGAGUGAAGUCAAGGAUAUUCAGGAUGUAGCUGUCUACAAGAAUGAAUUGUUCUGUUUGCACUUUAAUGGGAAAAUCUCACAUCUUUCCCUGUUGUCUGUGGAGCGCUGUGUAGAACGCCUGUUAAGGAGAGGCCUGUGGGACCUGGCUGCUCGCACAUGCUGUCUCUUCCAAAACUCUAUUAUUACCAGCAGAGGAAGAAAAACACUGUCUGCAGAUAAAUUGGAGCAUUUGAAAUCUCAGCUGGACCUUACAGCCUGCAGUGAACUAAUUUCUCAGCUGGAAGAAGUGAUCUUCAAGUUUGAGCCUUUGGAUUCAGCUUGCAGCAGCAGAAGAAGCUCCAUUUCAUCACAUGAAAGUUUUAGCAUCUUGGACUCUGGUAUUUAUCGUAUCAUCAGUAGUAGAAGAGGCAGUCAGUCCGACGAAGAUUCUUGCUCCCUUCACAGCCAGACCUUCUCAGAAGACGAGAGACUUAAAGAAUUUGCAUCACACCAGGAAGAGGAGCAGCCAGAGCAGGGCUGUUGUGCAAACAGAAAUGAAGACAGUGUUUCCCAGAGUCCAAUGAUGUCUGAGAUAGAUAAGGGGGAAGCGUUUCUGCCCUUCAACAUUCCGCUGCCAUUUCGUUCUCCUUCUCCCCUCCUGUCUCUUCAGGCUGUUAAGGACAGUGUUUCUAGCUUUGUGCGUAAGACUACUGAGAAGAUUGGCACCCUUCAUGCAAGCCCAGAGCUGAAAGAGACAUCGGAACCCAAGGAUGCUGACCAAGUUCAUGAAGAGGAAGUGAGUGCCGUCACCUGCCCUCUGGAGGAGGACACUGAGGAGAAAGAAAUCCAUCAACCUCCUGAAGAAGACAGGCUUCAGGGACUCACAGCAGCGACAGCAGAAGCAAUGACCAAGUUACUGGACCCCCUGGUUUUGUUUGAACCCAAGUUGCUAAGAGCGGUUUUACACGAGUGGCUUUCACAGUUAGAAAAAACAUUUGCUACCAAAGGCUUUGCUGGCAUUUCCAACACCAGCAGUCUACCCGAGAAAUCGAACCUGGAUACGCACCUCCUCGGCGAGUCAGAAAAAAGAGUAUUAUGUGAAGAGAGUGCAGAAGAAAGAAGGGUCACCUUAGGCACUGAAGAACCUGGCGGUCAGACAACCUGUGACUCUGUAAGCAGCCUGAGUGAGCCCUCGGCCGACAGUUUUCAAGUCUGUCCUCCUUACGCCAUAGCAAACAGCCUUCAGAAGGACCUGGUGGAAUUGACAACGUUGUGCUUGGAACUGAACGUGUUGACCUCUGCGGUGGAAAGCGAUGGUGGACACGUGGACUGUGCUUUGCAGCAGCUCUCUCCAGGGACCCUGGCUUGUCGUUUUCUGAAGAAGUACUUUUUUCUCCUGGACUUGAAAAGGGCAAAGGAGAGUGUCAAGCUUAGUCACCACAGCCCCUGUGUUUGGGACACUUUUGUUGAAGGACUGAAAGAAAUGGCAAGUUCUAAUCCUGCCUACGUGGAGAUGGAAGAAAGAGACCUGCCCACAGGGUUACAGUUGCUGGAUGGCUCCGUCCCUUCCCAUAGUCCCCUGCUGAUUGCCUUUGCCGCCCGGCUGUAUGACAGAUUUGGCGAGCCUGCCCUUCGAGCCUUGAUCAAGUUUUACCCGUCCAUCUCGCCUUCCGACAUCGCGCAGCUUUGCCGUCAUCAUCCGGCUCAGUUUUUGGCCUAUCUGGACAGUCUGGUGAAGUCCAGGCCCGAGGACCAGUGGCCAUCCUUCCUUGAGUUCCUUCUACAACCAGAAUCUUUAAGACUUGAAUGGCUGCUUUUGGCAGUGUCCCAUGAUGCUCCACCAAGCACAAGUACAGUGGAUGAUGAAGGACAUCCCAGGCCCCAUUCACACCUGCUUUCUUGGGGUUAUAGCCAGCUGAUUCUUCUUCUGGUUAAACUUCCUGCAGACUUUGCAACCAAAGAGAAAAUGACUGACAUCUGUAGGUCUUAUGGUUUCUGGCCUGGAUAUCUUACCCUCUGUCUGGAGCUGGAGAGGAGGAGGGAGGCCUUCACCAACAUUGUGUAUCUGAAUGAUGUCAGCCUGAUGGAAGGGGACAAUGGGUGGAUCCCUGAGACCUUGGAGGAAUGGAAGCUUCUCCUACAUCUACUACAGAACAAGAACACAAGGCCAGCUCCUCAGGAGUCACUAAAUGGGAGCCUCAGUGAUGGGCCUGCCCCCAUCAAUGUGGAGAAUGUGGCACUCCUGUUAGCUAAGGCCAUGGGCCCAGAUAGGGCCUGGUCACUGCUACAGGAGUGCGGUCUGGCCCUUGAGUUGUCAGAAAAGUUUACCAGAACCUGUGACAUCCUGAGGAUUGCUGAGAGAAGGCAGAGAGCACUGAUACAAGGCAUGCUUGAGAAGUGCGACCGGUUCCUCUGGUCACAGCAGGCCUAGUGGGAGAUGUACUCUGACCAAGUGGAAUCCCGCUCUAGAACCUUCAGAGGGCUUUGGCACAGAAGGAAAGAGGACAUCCCAAGCCAUGCCAUGACUGGAAGGAACGUGCCAUGCUGCUGCAGCUGCUGAUGCCUCACCACCGCCUUGGCCCUCGGUUUCUGUGGCUCUGUGACCUCAGAAUCUCUCCAGGAAAACCAGCUUUCAGAAGCAGCGGGCUGUCUGGAAGCAGCAUGCGGUGCUCCCUACUGUGUGGUAUUUACUGUGUACAGUGAAUCAGGGAAUUGGUUUCUACUGAGGCAGAUCUGUGGGUGCAGCAGCUUUGUUACAGAAGACAGAUAAUGUUCUAAUCUGCAGUUCAGUAGCUUUUCCUUUCCGUUUGUCUGAGGUGACUACAGAUUACUGAGUGAGGACCCGGAACAAUGACACCGUUCUUGUCGGCAUAUGUAAUAAAUACUAAAGAUACAAACUAGAGUUUUAAGUAAGAUUGCCAUAUCUGAGUUGAGCUCAGUUUAAAGUAUUUUUCCAGUAUUUAUUUGAUAUUUUCUAAGCUAUACUGACUAAUCCCUGGAAAUAUAUUAUUUGUAAUUUUUAAAGAGCGGGUGACCCAAACACUCAUGCCCUCUCUUCUAUUUUUUAUUGAGUCAUGCACUUUUUUCCUUCCUUCCUUUCUUUCUUCCUUUCUUUCUGGUGGAAACAGGGUCUCGAUCUGUAGCCCUCGCUAGCCUGGAGGGCGCAGGUUUGCAAGGCUGUCUCAGGCUGUCUCGACUUUACAGAUCUCCAGCCUCCAGGAUGUUAAGAUUAAGGGUGUGUGCCGUCACACACAUUUUUAACAUUUAUUUUUAAAAAGCCAUAGCAAGAGAAAGCCAUGUACUAUUAUAAAUUAUAGCAAAUGAUUGUAUUAGUCAAGCCAUGUAACUAGAUUGCAUUUCUGAGGCUUUCCGUAGCCUAUUGCAUUGGUAAUAAACAAUGAAGUUUUUCUUUAAGCAGAA